Molecule: messenger RNA, 2398 nt
Organism: Alosa sapidissima (American shad)
Lineage: Eukaryota; Metazoa; Chordata; Actinopteri; Clupeiformes; Clupeidae
Gene: ca10a
Product: carbonic anhydrase Xa
Exons: 9
Coding region: 187-1200 (337 amino acids)
Molecular function (GO): zinc ion binding; carbonate dehydratase activity
Source: RefSeq, a predicted model, not a curated record
UGAAAUCCCAGCGCAUAGAAAGCGUGCCGUCAUGAGUUCGAGUGAGGUAGCCUAAUCUGCAAUAGUAGCCUAUCGAAGAGGAAACAUUUGGAAGGUGUGCAGAAGCGUGAUACGGCUGGCUACUGAACAGCUGCAAGAGGCUAUUAUUUAAUAGUCCACAGCGGAAUGUGCAUAAAAUAAAGACAAAUGAUGGAUAUUGUUUGGGAAGUACUUAUAUUUUCCCAUGCCUACCUCAUCGUCUGUUCCUCAGCUCAACCAAAUCCAUACAAAGGUCAUGAGGGAUGGUGGGCGUAUAAAGAAGCUGUUCAAGGGAAAUUCAUUCCAGUUCCAUCAUUCUGGGGAUUAGUAAACUCUGCAUGGAACCUAUGUUCUGUUGGGAAAAGACAGUCUCCAGUGAAUGUAGAGACCAGUCACAUGAUCUUUGAUCCAUACCUAGCCCCUCUGAGGCUCAACACAGAUGGACAAAUGGUGGGCGGUACCAUGUACAACACUGGUCGUCAUAUAUCCCUACGACUGGACAAGGAGCACUUAGUGAAUAUCUCUGGUGGACCAAUGACAUAUAGUCACCGUCUUGAGGAGAUCAGAUUACACUUUGGCAGUGAAGAUGGCCAAGGUUCUGAGCACCUACUCAAUGGCCAGGCGUUUGCCGGUGAGGUUCAACUUAUACACUACAACCAUGAACUCUACACAAACUACACAGAUGCUGCUAAAAGUCCAAAUGGUUUGGUAGUUGUGUCGAUAUUUAUGAAGAUUGCUGAAACUUCUAAUUCAUUUUUGAACCGCAUGCUGAACAGAGACACCAUCACAAGAAUUACAUAUAAAAAUGAUGCAUAUUUUCUUGGAGAACUGAAUAUCAAGGAUAUUUAUCCAGAAACGUCCAGUUUCAUUACAUAUGAAGGUUCUAUGACAGUGCCCCCAUGCUAUGAGACAUCUACAUGGAUUCUGAUGAACAAGCCCAUAUAUAUGACUAAGAUGCAGGUGCAUUCUAUGCGUCUCCUGAGUCAGAACGACCCGUCUGUCAUUUUUCUGAGCAUGAGUGACAAUGUUCGUCCAGCACAACCUUUAAACGAUCGAUGCAUCCGCACCAAUAUCAACUUUGGCAUGUUGGGCAAAGACUGUCCAAAUAAAAGAGCUCAGAAAUUGCAAUAUCGAGUGAAUAAGUGGCUGCUAACACAUGAGGAGGACCAAGAAGGAUCAUGACUGAUCAUUACAGGAUAAACCAUGACACUGUGCUUAAAGGAGAAGAUCAGUAUUUUUUAACCUAGGGUCUAUUUUAAGAUGAUAAUGAAUCUAAAUUUUCAUUUGGGAUCAAAACUAUGUCAAUCGUUGAAAUGUUGAGUAAGACAGAAAUAUGCUCAAAAAAUCAUUACGUGUCUAUGUUACCUAGGAGAGUCUCUGCAGACAAAAUUAAGCAUUUGUACCUUAAUAAGUGGGUAAUCAGUGCAUUACCUUACUAUUACUCCAGUGGCUGCAAUCUUGUGAGGAGAAUGUUGGUGCAAGUUGUUAACUAAAUUCUCCUCCUUUUGUGUUCAUUGACAAUAGCUUGUCCUGCUUUCAGUAAUUAACUUGCACAGACUUUCUCCACACACGUGGCAUCAAAAUGCCCAUCUAAGUUCCCCCUUCUGCCCAUAAGGUGACUGGAAAAAAGAGCAAGGUAAUGCACUGACUGCACAAACAGUCCUUUUUUAUACCCUUUCAUUAUACUUACUAAGGUAAAAAAUACUUCAGUUUGUCUGAGACCCUGUCCAAAUUAGCAUAGACAUUAAAUUAUUUAGUUGAAUCUUGUCAAUGGCUUAAAAGAACAAUUUACUUUGACAUAGAGAAGAAGCCCCCAAAAGCAGUGCAGUGCUAUGUGCUAUUUAUUCCAGUCUUACUUAAAACUGCACGAUUGUUGUAUUAUCAUCUAAAAACAGACCCUAGGUUAAGGAAUGCUGGAUUUCUUCUUUAAUUGAAGAAAAGGGAGAUGUGAAGGGAACACUGAACACUGAACACAUUGUAUAAAUCAUGCAAAUACAUUUUUUACACUUACUUUUCUGGGAGAAAAAAAAGAUGUUUCACACACAGCCCAUUCUUACUUUACACAUUAAAUGGAUCAUAGCUGCAUUGUCCAUCAUCGCAACAACCUCAUUAAUUUUACACAACAAUGAUCAGACAUAAAAACAUGAAUCUAAAAGGACUGUGAUUAACAGUGGUUUGCCCCUCAAAAGAUAAAUAAUGAGAUGUUUGAUAGCAUGCCCCAGCCUUUUACAUCGACCCCUGGUACUGAAAUUGUAUUUGUAUAAAUUUAGUUUUUAUCCUUUAACAAGGACCACCAACUCCAGACACAUGAUGUCACGCUCAAACACAUUAAAUUGAAAUGAUGGAAAAACAAUGGAAUUAGUGUUAAUUUCGUCAGACG